Messenger RNA from Scleropages formosus (Asian bonytongue), 4846 nucleotides. Its product is annotated as importin subunit alpha-7. Gene Ontology annotation, cellular component: cytoplasm. Gene Ontology annotation, biological process: protein import into nucleus. The transcript has 14 exons. Bases 109 to 1734 code for a protein of 541 amino acids. Gene Ontology annotation, molecular function: protein binding; nuclear import signal receptor activity. Lineage: Eukaryota; Metazoa; Chordata; Actinopteri; Osteoglossiformes; Osteoglossidae. The record is from RefSeq and is a predicted model, not a curated record.
CGGACAGCAAUUUCUGGAACGCAGUGAGCGAACCGGGAUUAGCGUUUAAAUAUCAAAGGGAAGGAAAGUACUGCGAUUUACCGACAUACACCGGAUAGAGCAGGAACAAUGGAAACCACAACAAGCCCUGCAAAGGACAACUACAGGAUGAACCGCUACAAGAACAAGGCAUUGAACCUGGAUGAAAUGCGGCGGAGGCGGGAGGAGGAGGGCAUCCAGCUCAGAAAGCAGAAGCGGGAGCAGCAGCUUUUCAAGAGGAGAAAUGUGGAGAUGCUGAAUGAAGAGGCGAGCAUGUUGGACAGUCCAGUGAUGGACUCCUUCUUCAGUUCCCCCACCACAGGGGUGUCAUUUCAGGAAGGGGUCAUCACAAGGGACAUGGUUGAAAUGUUGUUUUCAGAAGAUGUGGAACUCCAGCUUGCUACAACGCAGAAGUUCAGAAAACUCUUGUCAAAGGAGCCCAAUCCUCCCAUCGACGAGGUCAUCAGCACACCCGGGGUUGUGGAGAGGUUUGUGGACUUCCUAAAGAAAAGCAACAACUGCACACUACAGUUCGAGGCAGCCUGGGCAUUGACCAACAUCGCCUCGGGGACAUCCCAUCAGACCAAGAUCGUGAUCGAAGCUGGAGCAGUGCCUAUCUUCAUAGACCUGCUCAACUCCGAUUUCGAAGAUGUGCAGGAACAGGCAGUUUGGGCUCUUGGGAACAUCGCAGGAGACAGUGCCGUAUGCAGGGACUACGUGCUAAAUUGCAACAUCCUCCCACCACUUCUAAUGUUGUUGACCAAGUCCACCCGGCUGACAAUGACCAGGAAUGCAGUGUGGGCGCUGUCCAAUCUGUGCCGGGGGAAGAGUCCACCACCAGACUUUGAGAAGGUGUCACCUUGCUUGCCAGUGCUGUCGCGCUUACUCUUCAGCAGCGACCCAGACCUCUUGGCUGAUGCAUGCUGGGCCCUGUCCUACCUCUCCGAUGGGCCAAACGAGAAGAUCCAAGCAGUCAUUGACUCCGGUGUCUGCCGGCGUCUGGUGGAGCUGCUGAUGCACACGGACCACAAGGUGGCGUCACCAGCUCUUCGAGCAGUGGGGAACAUUGUCACAGGGGAUGACAUCCAGACACAGGUGGUGCUGAACUGCUCCGCCCUACCCUGUCUCCUGCACCUGUUGAGCAGUUCCAAGGAGUCGAUCCGUAAAGAGGCCUGCUGGACCAUUUCCAACAUCACAGCAGGGAAUCGGGCUCAGAUACAGACUGUAAUAGAUGCCAACAUCUUCCCUGUGCUGAUCGACAUCCUGCAGAAGGCAGAGUUCCGCACAAGGAAGGAGGCAGCAUGGGCGAUCACAAAUGCAACGUCAGGUGGUACACCUGAGCAGAUCAGGUACCUGGUGAAUCUGGGCUGCAUCAAGCCCCUGUGUGACCUGCUCACAGUCAUGGAUUCCAAAAUCGUCCAGGUGGCCCUUAAUGGGCUGGAGAACAUCUUGCGUUUGGGGGAGCAUGAAGCGAAGCAGAGUGGCAGUGGUAUCAACCCCUACUGCAGUCUCAUUGAGGAGGCCUACGGUUUAGAUAAGAUUGAGUUCCUGCAGAGCCAUGAGAACCAGGAGAUCUACCAGAAGGCAUUUGACCUCAUUGAGCGCUACUUUGGCGUGGAAGAGGAUGAUGCCAGCCUGGCACCGUCGGUGGAUGAGGCCCAGCAGCAGUUCCUUUUUUCCCAACAGGAGGCACCCAUGGAAGGCUUUCAGCUCUAGUAACCCCAUCGCACCUUCUCUCCACCCAAUCAGAAAAUGUCACACAGCCAGGCCCCGGGAACCGAGAGAUGUUUACCAGCCAGACACGACCCGGAUGAGCACUGCAGGCCCAGCCACUAAGAUAAGAUAAAGUGGACACCACCUUUGUUCCUCAGCUGAAUAUAUGCAUUUAUUUUUAUUUAUUAUUUCUGGGUUAGAAUUUUUUUUGGGUUGGGGGGCUGCAUGAGGUUUAAGCAUUCCAGCAUUAUGAAAACUGUCAUGCUAUCAAGCAUUUUUCCCUUUUUAGUAAACAAAGUAGCAAAGAUAUAUUUUUUUGAACAGCGUCACUUACUAAACAUUCAUAGGAACAUUAAUCAAGACUUUUGAAAAAAGAGCUAAACAUAUGUGUUACACUGAAGCUUUUUUUUUUUUUCCCCCCCUCCCUUUGUAAGAUACCAUGCCUUGCUCCUCUCCCCCCCCCCCAGUACUGUUUUUUUUUCUUUGCUUGAUUUUCUUUUUUCAGUGCUACAAUUAUUAUUCAGGGGCCGGGGUUUCAGGUGAAUCGGGUUAUUUCGGUAGCUCGAAGGAGCUGGUUGUAUAUAUCUCAUAAAUGUCUGACUUUAAAAGGAUAUAAAUAGGUUAGUGACCUGAACUGAGGCUGUAAUAACUAGUGAUAUUUGUUGUGUGCUGUCUUACUAAUAACCAUAAAAACCGAAGGUAUAAAAUCCAUUUCAUAGAUAUUCAUAAAUGGGUACACGUGGGGGGGGGCCCUCACAGCCUUCAAUAAGGAAAAACUAAAGUUCUUUAAUUGAAAUAUAUAUGCAUAUUAGUCUUAAUUGGUUCUGUGGCUAGUUGUGCCCCCCCCAUAUUUUUACCCAGUGUAAAUAAAAUGGCAGUAGUGUGUAAUCCAGGGGCUCUAGUACCCUCCCCACCCCCCACCAACCCCAGCUUUAGUGCGUUGGUCCCUGCAUGGUUUUGCAUAUUACCAGCUGUCACGUGACUCUUUGCUUGGAAAACAUGCGGAGGCGACAGUGACAUCGCCCCACCUACGUAUAUAAGAAAGACUAAUUCCUGUGAGCAGCGAGGCCAAGAGUUUCUCACCUUUAAAUGGGUAAGGAUGACAGACCAUUACUGUGUGGGGUUCUUCUGUUUUUGUUUGCAUUUUCAUUGCAGAAUCACUUAACUAUACUGCUAAAGUAUGAGGCUUCUCAUGUAGCUUGUAGCCUCCAUGUAGGAUAGAGCCGUAGGGAAUAUAUGGGGCUGAGGAAAACCACCUCGAGUGGAAUUGAGCUGUUCACCACUGAAUCCAUUCAUAAUACUCUAGUGGUGGUGCAAUGAAAGAGUUUGAAUGCAGGACACCUGUUGAUUCUUAGUCCAAAAGCAGUGUUGCAUUCAAGCCGUUAUCUGAAUAUGAAUGAAGAACACGGUUGCAUAAGGUAGUUUUAAUGCAAACCACUGCUUUUUUGACUUUUUUUUUUUUUCUUUGCUUAUUCUCCCUUGAUUAAAGCUUUGCCAUAUGUAGUUUUUUUUUUUUUCUCCCUUCUCCUCCCCCCUUCAAUAUAUCAUUUUCCUGUUUUGUCUUGCUGAAGGCAGCCAAGAUUUGGUGAGGGGAAAGUUGUUUUGUGACAGAUAUAACAGAGAAGGAAAAAAAAAAAAAAAAAAAAACUGGGGGGGGGAAUGCACACACCAGUUGUACACACCAGUUGCACACAUGCAUAGGAGACCAGCAGACACAUAACACACUUAUCCUUGCAAGGUUUACACAACACAAAAGAGGAAAAUUGCUUCCAUAAUCUGUCCUCAAAGGGACAUCUUUGCCUGGCUUUUUGUUCUGUUCCUUGUUUAACCUUUAGCUGUCUGUCUGCCCGCCCUUGACCAGUUCUAAGUUCUUUGAUAUAGAUUUGCCUUGACUUUCUGCCAUAUUCUGAGAUUAUUUGACUUCAGGGGAGGGGGGAGAGGUAUUUCGUAUCAGGGAAUUACAAAGGGAAAAAAAUAGGGUUUUUCCUGUACUAAAAAAGGUUUAGUGUAGUGUUCCCAUAGUUACCUCUCAAACUGUGACUGUCUUGGAUUUUGUAUUACAGAGGGAGUGCAGUCCUCAUAUCUCCUGGUAUUAUGGAAGCUUUUUUCUCUACCUCACAACCAUACAGACUCGAGUCAGUGGAUGCUUUGUGAGAUUGAGCAGUUGGGGUCUUUUCUGAGUGGGUGGGACGGGACGGGGUGGACGGUUCAAACACUGGUUGAUGUGACUUUGACUGACGGGAGUUUCGUGUGAAAGGAACUGUCCUGUGCUCUGUUCGCCUCAGAGCUGGUGGCGUUCAUUCUGCAGUCGAUGGGUUCCACACACAAGUCAAACCGGCUGCUGCAUGGACGUGCCUCGUGAGCCAGGGAGCGUACACACCUUCCCUUUUCAGCUUGCCAGUCGAUCGCUUGCAGCUAGACAGUUGAUUUGCUAACCCCUCUUUUCUGUUUGAGUUGCCGAUACCAAACCAAAAUGCUGGUGACCCAGCACUCGCCAGCACCCUGGAGGACAAGUUGAUUCCGUGGGUUAAACGAUCCCAGAAUUCCCUACUGUCAGCCAUAUUGAACCGGCAAGCUCUGGGAUAGAAGUGUUGUCACGAUGCCCUAUGAGCGGCUCUCGGAGAAACUUAAUUAUUUCACAUUGGAAUUUUUUGUAUUACUAUUAGCAGAAACAGUAUUCUAUUUAACAAUGAUUUAAAAAUAGCAGAACCAGAGUUGUACGGCUUUGUAUCCACAGAAGGACUAGUCUGAGGGGUAUAAUUUGGAACAUCAGAGCCUCAGACAAGAUGAAUCACCUGAUUGUUUGUUUGGUACAAGCACAAUGUGUGGUGUCGCUUUCCCUCCAUUUUCUUUUUUAAGCCCCCUCCCCCUUUCAGUGAAAUCCAAAAAUGACACUAUUUGAAUAUGGUAAAUUCAGUUGCACGUUUGCCCUUAUAGUGUGAAGUGUCGGUUUGUUUUUGUUUCGCUUCCCCUUGCCUGGUCCUUCUCCUGGAGCAAAGAGUUCUUCCUGGUCCUGAUUCCAAACCUGCCACCAUGAGCUGAGGUUUCUGUGCUAACUAUGCAAAAUGGGAGUGAGGCUCUUCUACUGUAGCCACCCAUCUAUACUUUUUUUUUU